This is a messenger RNA of Zymoseptoria tritici IPO323, 869 nucleotides long. Its product is annotated as 60S ribosomal protein L19. The record is from RefSeq and is a predicted model, not a curated record. Gene Ontology annotation, cellular component: cytosolic large ribosomal subunit; ribosome. NCBI's taxonomy places the organism in Eukaryota, Fungi, Ascomycota, Dothideomycetes, Mycosphaerellales, Mycosphaerellaceae. Gene Ontology annotation, molecular function: RNA binding; structural constituent of ribosome. The coding region runs from base 28 to 612 and encodes 194 amino acids. The transcript has 4 exons. Gene Ontology annotation, biological process: translation.
GACGACCAUCACCAAAACGACGACAAGAUGGUCAAUCUCCGAACCCAGAAGCGCCUGGCGGCGUCCGUCGCCGGCUGCGGAAAGCGCAAGAUCUGGCUCGACCCGAACGAGGUCUCCGAGAUCUCCAACGCCAAUUCCCGCCAGACAAUCCGCAAGUACAUCGCCGAUGGCCUCAUCAUCAAGAAGCCCGUCACCAUGCACUCGCGUGCCCGCGCCCGGGAGUUGACCGCCGCUCGCCGUAUCGGACGUCACCGUGGUUUCGGUAAGAGGAAGGGUACCGCCGACGCCAGAAUGCCAACUCAGGUCAUGUGGAUGCGUCGCCUGCGUGUGCUCCGCCGUUUACUCGUCAAGUACCGCGCCGCCGGAAAGAUUGACAAGCACCUCUACCACGAGCUCUACCACCUGAGCAAGGGUAACACCUUCAAGCACAAGCGUGCCCUUGUUGAGCACAUCCACAAGGCCAAGGCCGAGAAGGCACGUGAGGAGAAGCUCAAGGCAGAGAUGGACGCCAAGCGUGCGAAGACCAAGGCCGCUCGCGAGCGGAGACAGGAGCGCGUGCAGCAGAAGAGGAAUGCGCUCACCGGCGAGGAGGAGCCAGAGACCGGCGCUUAGACGAAUUGCACGAUCAAGUUUUGCUACUCUCUGAGACGCCUUCCUUUUUCUGCCAUACAGUGGUAUCGCAUGCGCAUUGGGAGAGGUCGGGCCUGUUGGGAGGCCAAGGACGAGCGAACAAAACGUAUUCACUCGAGGCCUGGGUCCGGCUUUCUUCCACACGAGGGUUAUGUUCAAGGCGUGCUGCACGGAUGGGGGCUUGCUUCUGGGCUUUUUUCGUGUCUCUCGUCAUCACAAAAAUUGAAAGAGUUUCACCA